Messenger RNA from Parascedosporium putredinis, 675 nucleotides. NCBI's taxonomy places the organism in Eukaryota, Fungi, Ascomycota, Sordariomycetes, Microascales, Microascaceae. The record is from the annotation of a GenBank genome assembly.
AUGAAGCUCGCCACCCUCCCCGUCGCCGUCCGCCAUGUAUCCGUCUUGUCAGGGUCUAAAUCUUUAGGCGCUCUAGCGUCUCGGCACUACUCGACCCAAACCUCCUCAAGCAAAUCGGCAAAUCCGAGCUCCAAGCGACGUGCCGUGACACCAUUCAACGAUGAUGGCCGGGUCAACUGGACCGACCUUUCCCGCGGUGAAAAGGCCGCGAGGGCGACUCAGCAGACAUUUAACUUUGGGUUCAUUCUCGCAGGACUCGGCCUCACUGGCGCUGUAGUCUACCUGUUAUUCACCGAGGUUUUCUCACCGGAUAGCCGGGUUGCCAACUUCAGUCGGGCCGUCGACUUGAUCAAGAAAGACACAGCUUGCCAGGCCGCGCUAGGUGACCCGAAGAAGAUUCUCGCGCACGGUGAAGAAACCUACAGCCGGUGGAAGCGCUCUCGUCCGAUCGCCUCCACAAUCUCCCAGGAUCGAUUUGGAGUUGAGCACCUGAAGAUGCACUUCUACCUCCAAGGGCCUCUCAACAGUGGCAUCGCACACCUUCAUAUGACGCGGCACCCCAACCACGGCGAUGGUGACUUUGAGUACAAGUACCUCUUCGUGGAUGUCAGGGGCCACCAGAGGAUUUAUCUAAAGAAUGCAGACGAUGACAACCCCUUUGGAAGUGAGGCAUAA